This is a messenger RNA of Aspergillus novofumigatus IBT 16806, 1681 nucleotides long. RefSeq names its product INSIG family protein. The record is from RefSeq and is a predicted model, not a curated record. Gene Ontology annotation, cellular component: endoplasmic reticulum. Lineage: Eukaryota; Fungi; Ascomycota; Eurotiomycetes; Eurotiales; Aspergillaceae. The transcript has 2 exons. Bases 399 to 1451 code for a protein of 350 amino acids. Gene Ontology annotation, biological process: sterol biosynthetic process.
AGUCGACGACUGAGCUGUCAUUGCUACAGAAGUACCCCGUACAGCUGGAGCAGCUUCCAGUCUUGUCGCUGCACACCUGACAGGUCCUUGACCUCUUUCUCCUCCUUUUUUUCCCUUCUCAGGGUGUCUCCCCACCCAGUACCUUGCCACCAUCAGGCUGGCUAUUUUCUUUGCUGCAGAGAUCACAUUUACUUAGAGGGGGCGUUCGAUCCUUCAUCAUCCUAGCAUUGGUCUACUUUCGGCGUUAUAAACCCGGAGGAUUCUCAGCUGUGCCCUUCACCUCACCUGCCGAUACCGUCUUGAACUCACAUUUGGACUCGGAAGACCGCAACUACCACAUUGUUUAUUUCUGUCCCACUGCGAAACAUACCAUAUCCUUAUCCAUCGGAUCGCCCAUCAUGUCUGAUAAACCCGCCAUCGUUCAACCUCGUCCGCGGCGAGUGUUCGACCUUACGCCUGCUUUGAACGAAUCGUCCGAACCUCCUACUCCUGCGGAGCCCGCCAACUCUGAUCUGCUCAAUCCCAAGGAAGCCGGUUCGACCAGCGUAAGCCGCACUGCUUCCAUCAUGAAUCUGACGUCGUCUACGCUUUAUGGGAUUUAUUCUCCGACCGCAUUCGAAGGCGAGGGACAAACACCUAUCUCGGAGAAUCCACCAAUUAUUAAAACGUCUCCUGAGACGCCAAUUCGCCAUUCACUGCAGAGAACUCGGUCGCGCCUCAGUCAUGGGCUAUUCCGUGGAGUGAUUCUGCCUCAGGUGUUCCGAAGUGUGCUUCUCUUUGGGUUCGGUGUGGCCUACGGAGUUAUCACAGUCCAUUUACAUGAGAAUCACUGGAUCACACCGGUGAAGUUGGAGAAUAUUCGCUACUACGACUCUUGGCAAUACCUGGGUUUGUGGGGUCUGGCUGGAGUUGCUCUAGGGAAUGUGCUUCCCUGGCUGGAUUCCUUUGCUGGAGAGUGGGAUACGGGUCGUUUCCGGACCGUCAAAGGGCAGGAGAACAAUCGUCCCCGCGAAGAUCGUACGCCUGCUUGGGUUACAGUGGCCCGGAGCGUUGGGGCCUUUGUUGGAAUUGCGUUUGCUCUGAGGAGACUUCCCUGGGAAUCAACAACUCAGGCGUCUGCCACUCUUGCUCUAGUCAAUCCUGUGCUGUGGUAUCUCAUUGACCGCACAAAGGCAGGCUUCCUCUUGUCGACCGUGGUGGGACUAGCUGGGACAGGUGUAGUGCUGGGGCUCAAACCGGAGUUAGUCCCAACGUCCGCAGAUACUUCUGCGACUACCAUCCCUCUGUUGAAUGGCACUGUCCUGGAAUAUGGACUGCCGACGGGCCUCACUCAGGAGGGUGUUGCGAUCCGCAUAUGGCUCUCAAGCGUUCUCUUCUGCGCCUGCGUCUGCUUUGGCAACGUCGGCCGGCAACUUGCCAUCGGAGGUACAAGCAGAGAUGGACUCGAUUAAUGGAGUCCAUGUCAACGUCCUUCGAAUUUUUUGCCUAUUUCGUGUUCAUUUUUACGUCGCUGAGUUUUGGGUUGAUCGGCUCCAGGUAGCUUUCUUCAACAGGUUACCAUUGAUAGAUAGGUUUCUUAGCAUAGAAUAGCUUCAUGAUAGGGCAAUGCAAUGAUCCUGAUCACCAAGUCCUAAGCACCAAGUCCUAAGCUCGGAGGCUUAAGCUUUGGGUAUGAUCUUAC